This is a messenger RNA of Caenorhabditis bovis, 393 nucleotides long. Lineage: Eukaryota; Metazoa; Nematoda; Chromadorea; Rhabditida; Rhabditidae. The record is from the annotation of a GenBank genome assembly.
AUGCUUUUGCUAUUGUUCGCCAUGCUAAUCUCGCUACAUCCGAUCAAAGUCAGGGGCGCCUGCACGUUUCUGGAUCAUCAAGCAUGCGAUGAGGUUUGCAAGACUGACAAUUUUUGGUAUGGACAUUGCAUCGGUUGGGAUGGUUUCAACUUUAGCUGUAAAUGCUAUGAAUACAUGGCUCCACUUGAUGGAAAGAUAUGCGUAACAAGACAGUUGGGAUGUUCGGAAAAAUGCAAAGAUCAGGGCUCCGAUGGCGGCUUUUGCUUCCCUCAAUUGGAUGCAAGAAAACAGCUCAAAACCGCGUGCGAGUGCUUCAAAAAACUUCAAAAUGUGUUACGCAGAAAGCGUUCGACGAAUUAUAUAGAUAAUAAGAAGAAAUAUGUACGAGUUUAA